CGAGGGCUUCCCUCCCAGUCCACUGAGGCAAGUACAUCAUCCGCUGUUGUUGUUGUUGACUCAUCAGAGCCAGUGAAACUGGCUCCGGUGAGCAAACAGCCCUUCCACAGCACACCUCCACACAGGUAGGCCUAACUCUAGCCCCGCCCCGUCCCCAGGGGAACCUGUAAGCCCGAAGGUGAGGAAGAGGCAUCAUCGUCGUCUCUCCGUCUUCACAAACCAAGGCAGUAUGGAGCAAUGUUUAAUGGAGCGGGAUGUGAAGAAGAAACCCAAGCCUAAGCCCAAGCCUCGCUCAACACCAGCAAAUGAGGUCAGGGGAAAUGCCGCUGAAGGGCGAGAGGUGCCCAUCCCCGUGGUGCCUCCACGGCCCACUGAUGCUGAAAUGAGUAGGACACAAAACCGGAUCAAGCAGAUGGCGAUGGCAUUUGAGAAGGAGGCCAAUGGGAACUUGACACAGGGAGAGACUAAAGAGAGACCAGCCAGAUCUCCUCUGGUACCAGCCAGACCCACCGCAAAGGAACCGAACGCUACAGUCAGAGACUACGAGCACAGGAGGAUACAAACAGACAACACAGAGAGUUACAUGGCUGAGGAUUGUGACCAAGACAAGAAAUCUGAAGAUGCGUCUGGCAAACAGAUUCCUGGCAAAAAGACUAGCGGUGAGCCCAGUCCAGAGUCCUGUGUUGAAGAACCAGGCCCAGCUGACCAACAGUCCUCUGACGACCCAGAACAGGACAGGCACACAGAACCCAAACAAGAUAAAGGAAGUCUUAUAUCCGGGAUGUUCCGUAAAACACCGAAGGAGAAAGUACCCCCUGUGAUGGUCAGCACAGCAGGCAGUGAUACAGAUGAAACAGGGAAUGCGUCCGAACAUUCCCAUGAGAAGGGAGGUUUCUUCUCUGGCAUCCUUAAAAAAUCCCACAAGCCAGCCAAUGAGACACCUGCCCAGGACAAUCUGAGUGUUCACAGUGAGCUGUCAGCCAGCAAUGACAGUCUCUCUGAAAACAACAGCAACAGUAAGGAGAAGGGAGGUUUCUUCUCUGGCAUCCUUAAAAAAUCCCACAAGCCAGCCAAUGAGACACCUGCCCAGGUGAGUAACUUUGGUUUGGAGGCCCAAAAGUGCCAUUCCUCCUCUGAAAAAAUAGUGUGGUGUUUGGUGUUUAUGUAG
Molecule: messenger RNA, 1168 nt
Organism: Lampris incognitus (smalleye Pacific opah)
Lineage: Eukaryota; Metazoa; Chordata; Actinopteri; Lampriformes; Lampridae
Exons: 14
Coding region: 230-1168 (312 amino acids)
Source: RefSeq, a predicted model, not a curated record